CUGCAGGAAAAAGUGGAAGAUAAACGUUGAUCCUGUCAAUCAAAAACUACAGAGUCUUUAGGCCGACCUUGCCGACAGAAAAACACAGAGAUGAAUUCCCUGUUUCUCCUGAGCUGUCUAAGCUCCACCUGGUUUCUCUUGGUAUACUCGCACAUGGUACUGGAGGACAAGCUAUCCACCAAUAAGUCUUCUUUCUCGAGUAUACAGAAUGGGAGCCUGUCAGAUGCUCCACCCAUCGUCAUUGUAGAGUUGCCCAAAACGGCAAAGAAAAAAAUCAAGAAACCAAGAAAGAACAAAUUCAGCGUCAAAAACAAACGUCCACCUCCUCCCGCCAACUGCGUGCCAUUGUGGGGAAGCUGCAAAACCCCUAAUAAUGUGUGCUGUGAGUACUGCGCUUUCUGCCACUGCCGCCUUUUCAAGACUGUGUGCUAUUGUCGAAUGGGAAAUCCGCGGUGUUGAAGACAUGAAAGAAACAUAACAGAAUUUUGGCAUAUUCACAAGGAGAGAAAAUGUCUGAGUAGGCUUAUCAUACCAUCUUGUUUGAUGUCUCACUUC
Molecule: messenger RNA, 555 nt
Organism: Oncorhynchus mykiss (rainbow trout)
Lineage: Eukaryota; Metazoa; Chordata; Actinopteri; Salmoniformes; Salmonidae
Gene: asip1
Product: agouti signaling protein 1
Biological process (GO): hormone-mediated signaling pathway; melanosome organization
Cellular component (GO): extracellular region
Molecular function (GO): neuropeptide hormone activity; melanocortin receptor binding
Source: RefSeq, marked provisional